AGGAGGGCGUGCGUAUUAAUAGAUUUUCCUUGCUCUUGCGUGUGCAUGUUGUAGUUGAAGAAGACGACGACGCAAAAAAAAUCUCCCCUCUUCCUCGUCCGAGAAGCACGCAUCCCCCUCCCCAAAAGAAGGCCGCCCCGCGCACUCUCGUCCCUUCUCGCUCGCCAAUGCUUCUCAUUUCCCCAAUCCCCUCUUCCGCACUUCCCUCACCGCAUCUUCCUUCUUCGUCUUUCCUUCUUUCUUCGUCUUUACUUUUUUCUUGUUUCUUUUUCUUUCUUUCUUUUUUCUUCUGCUUCUUCCAGACUCAGCUGCCUAGCCCGGAACCCGGAUCCGGGGGCGCUGCGCGAGCUGCCGAACACGUAGGCACGCGCGCUGGGGUUGGCGCUGGUGGCGGCGGGCGUGUGCUCCGUGCAGGGCAGCUGUGUGAGUGUCUCGGGGUGAGCGAUACUUCUGGAACGGGCGUGGGGGUUCGCGGUAAACUAAGCGCCCGGCUACAGAGGGAGGGUUGCUUGUUUGUAGCUAAUUUGGGUUUGGGGCAGAGAUAUUGGGAGAGAGUGAAUCGGGACAAGAGAGUUUAUGGCAUCCGUCUAUGUAUUGGCACGAUCCUUCGGUCGGGAUGGAUACGAAAAGAAGAUCUACGGCACUACGGGACGUUAUCGCUGCGGAGAAGCAAGUCCCAGCGGGUGGCUUGACUGGCGUGGAAUGACGCAGCGGAGAAAUGUUUUGUGUGGGUAGGAGUGUAGCUAUAUGGAUACCUACUGCCGUCAUAGGCUCCCGCGGCCGCCGGCUCCCCCCUCGCACGUG
This is a messenger RNA of Aplosporella prunicola CBS 121167, 804 nucleotides long. RefSeq lists its product as uncharacterized. The coding region runs from base 168 to 692 and encodes 174 amino acids. The transcript has a single exon. The record is from RefSeq and is a predicted model, not a curated record. Lineage: Eukaryota; Fungi; Ascomycota; Dothideomycetes; Botryosphaeriales; Aplosporellaceae.